UUCUAUUUUAGUAGUUGCAGUUGCCAACUUCCAGGUUGUUUUAGUUGUGAUUUAUUAUUGACUAGUGACAAUUGGGAAUAAGUGAGGUUAGGUUUUCAAUUACAUUCAAACAUUGACGUUCAGUUAGGAGGUUAUAGUAGUGCGCAUAAGUUUUCUAAGUAAUAUUGGACUAAAGUUUAAAUAAAAUUUCCGCUGAUUAUCAUAAGAAGGAUAACUAAACUUUCUCAUCAUGUCUUAUAUGUUAGGACAUCUCCAUAAUGGAUGGCAAGUGGAUCAAGCAAUUUUGUCUGAGGAGGACAGAGUUGUGGUCAUAAGGUUUGGACACGAUUGGGAUCCAACAUGUAUGAAGAUGGACGAGGUGCUCUAUAGCAUUGCAGAGAAAGUGAAAAACUUUGCUGUAAUUUACCUUGUGGAUAUCACCAAAGUUCCUGACUUCAAUAAAAUGUACGAGUUGUACGAUCCGUGCACAGUGAUGUUCUUCUUCAGGAACAAGCACAUCAUGAUUGAUUUGGGCACCGGCAACAACAACAAGAUCAAUUGGGCACUGGAGGACAAGCAGGAGAUGAUAGACAUCAUCGAGACAGUGUACCGAGGUGCCAGGAAGGGGCGAGGUCUUGUCGUUUCGCCCAAGGACUACAGCACCAAAUACAGAUACUAAAACUGUGUUUGGCGCAUAAUUGCUAUAUAUUAUAUUCUGUGAAUAUAUCAUGUGAUUUUUGUACAUUAGAAAUUAUAUAAAAAAUUGUUUCUCAUUUCUAUCUGAGAAUUGGAAUGACAAUUUUAAUGUAUCAUAGAUAUUUAAACUUUCUUAUGAGCUUAAAUUAAACUUAUUUUAGGUGA
Molecule: messenger RNA, 840 nt
Organism: Homalodisca vitripennis (glassy-winged sharpshooter)
Lineage: Eukaryota; Metazoa; Arthropoda; Insecta; Hemiptera; Cicadellidae
Gene: Dim1
Product: thioredoxin-like protein 4A
Exons: 3
Coding region: 230-658 (142 amino acids)
Biological process (GO): mRNA splicing, via spliceosome
Cellular component (GO): spliceosomal complex; U4/U6 x U5 tri-snRNP complex; U5 snRNP
Source: RefSeq, a predicted model, not a curated record